UCCGGCCAGGAGUUCGUGUAUUCCGGUUGCACACGUCCGACCACUAGCUGCCGACGCCUGGCAUUCGUCCGGACACUAUCACGUCGGUAGAACGUAUCCCGCGCGCGCGUAUACGAUGGUUCGACGCGGACGCGUUUAAUCGAACAGUUAUUUAUUUAAUGCUACUUUUUUUUUAUUCAGUUUUUAUUCCAACUUAAAGAGUGUGUGCGUGCGUGCGUGUGUUUAUGUGUGUUUUUUUUUUUUAAUUGUUCGUAUUCCAUCAACAAGUUGAAAGUUGGUCGACUACCCUUGACGAUUCGCCCGCAAGGAUAAUAAUUUAUAGUGCAACGCCACUCAAAUACUGCGUGACAUUUCACCCACGCGCAGCGUACGUAUAUUAUAUUAUAUUCGUCGUGACACAUCAGUGAUUUGCUGUGCGCGAUGACUACCAGCCGGCACGCGGUCGCCGCGUUCGCCAUCCUGGCGGUCGUCUGCUGUUCGAUGCUUGUCGUUCGCGGCUAUGAAUCCGGCGCUCCGGUGCUAACGUGCCGUACCAUGAUCCCUGGUCACGGUAAGGCGGCUCAAGUGUCUGCUGCCCCGUACCGGAUAGUGCCGUCGGAUAACGCCACGUCGUCAAGGAUCCGCGUCACCCUCACCGCGCCGCGGCCCAACGACUACUUCAUCGGAUUUUUGAUUGAGGCUCGAUCACCCAGAACCGGCGAGGAUGCAGUCGGAUCGUUCGUCCAGGUGCCGCAGGACUCGCAGACGCUCGAUUGUAACGAAGUGAUCAGCUCGGGCGUGACCCACAGCAGUAACACGAAAAAGAAAUCAGUAGAAUUCGAUUGGGAAGCACCGAGAAACUUUGACGGACAAGUGAAUUUUGUGGCUACUGUGUUACUUGAUUACGCAACAUUUUGGGUUGGAAUAACUUCGAAUCCAGUUCAGGUUAACAGUGCAAAUGGCGGGCCUCCGGUAACCGGACCUACAGAAAUCGGCAGAUCAGAAAAUGGUCUCAAAGAAAUCGAGGCAAACAUUUACGAUGGUUGUGGAAAAAAUAAGAACUGUGUUGGAGCUCCUCUUGGUUGCAUUCAAACGAUGAAUUGCCGAGCAGUUGUAGCUUUGAUGCCGUCGAAUGACAAAUAUCAGUUUGAAAUGAUGGCCCGUGAUAGCCAAUACGUGGCUUUUGGACUUUCGGACGAUAAUAAAAUGGGAGGCGAUGGCGUUGUCGAAUGUGUUCAUAAAGAGAGUGGCCGUAGUAACAGCGUAAGUGUUUACAAAUCGUGGAAUGUUCCCAAUAGAAAGCAAAACCAACGCGUUGAAGACUUGUCGGGCGUGAGUUUGGAUAGCGCCUCAAUCAUCGACGGUGCUAUUUACUGUAAAAUUGUUGUGGAUUCCGUUUUUAAAGUGGAAGACAAUACAUAUGACCUGGACAACAACGAUUAUUUCGUCCUGUUGGCCGCUGGCGCCUCGCUAAAAACGUUCAGCGUUGGUUACCAUGAUGUAGCGUUCAUAAGUAGCCCCGACAAGAGGAAACUCGGUCAGUUGAGAGCGGCUCGUGUAAUGGACCCGUUUUACGACAACUGUGGUCAGACGAAAACGUGUUUCGGAUCGCCGGACGGUUGCUUGUCGACACAGGACUGCGCUGCUGUGACAGCCGUAAAAGUCGAAGGGACCAGAUACAUGUUUGAAAUGAAAGCUAGAAACGCUGCUUAUGUGGCCGUCGGUAUUUCGGAUGAUCAAAAGAUGGGAGGAGACAGCGUCAUGGAAUGCGUCCACGAAAACGUCGGUACGAAUCUGGUUAAAGCUUAUAUGUCAUGGAACGUUCCUAAUCAAAAGAGCAACAAACGUUUAACAAGCCAAAAUGGACUCACACUAUUAAACUCAUCGUUUAUCGACGGUACGAUUUACUGUAAUGUCGUACGGGACGCUGUCACUAAAGUAGAAGGAGUCAACUAUGAUCUGAUCAGAAAUAAAUACUUUUUACUGAUCGCCGCCGGAACAUCGUUAAAAGAACGGAGUGUUGGCUACCAUGACUUGGCCUAUACCUCAACCGCCGAGUCGAGUGCGUUGUCGGAAAUCAAAUCAUUGAGAACCUCGUCAAAGUUGCUUUUGAGGUUACACGGUUCAUUUAUGAUUGUCGCGUGGAUUGGAGCGGCCAGCAUAGGUAUAGUCGUCGCUCGGUAUUACAAACAGACGUGGGUCGGAGGUUCGUGUUGUUCCAAGGACUUGUGGUUUGGGUGGCAUCGUUUGCUAAUGAUGUUCACUUGGAUCCUUUCAUUGGCCGGGUCAGCUUGCAUAUUUGUGGAACUUGGCGAAUGGGUGUCCGGUCCUAGUCAAACGCACGCUCUUUUAGGAGUUGUCACUACCGUGUUGGCAUUUUUCCAGCCAAUUUUCGCAGCGUUCCGGCCGCAUCCUGACUCAUCGAAGAGACCGAUUUUCAAUUGGAUCCAUUGGCUGGUUGGAAACGCCGCUCAUAUAUUCGCCAUCUUAACCAUAUUUCUUGCUGUCUCACUCAGCAAAGCCGAACUUCCUGCGUGGAUGGAUUGGAUACUAGUGGCUUACGUAGGCUUCUACGUUAUCAUUCAUUUAAUAUUGUCGAUAUCCGGUUGCUUGAGUGAAAAAUCAGGAAGCAUGCGCAUAAACACGUUUCCUAUGAAAGAUCUUCACAACGGAAGAAGUCCGAUGAGCUACGAACAACACAAAGAUGCACCGCAUUCUGGAUUCCGAAAAUUCUGGCUGUUCAUUCACGUGCUGUUUAUUGUUAUAAUUACAUCAGCCUUAGUAUUGAUUGUUAUUUUUGCCCCGAUUGAGACUAAGUUAAAUUCUCUUCGGGAACAGUUUAGUUAA
Melanaphis sacchari is the source of this 2826-nucleotide messenger RNA. Its product is annotated as putative ferric-chelate reductase 1 homolog. The transcript is spliced from 14 exons. The record is from RefSeq and is a predicted model, not a curated record. Bases 421 to 2826 code for a protein of 801 amino acids. Lineage: Eukaryota; Metazoa; Arthropoda; Insecta; Hemiptera; Aphididae. Gene Ontology annotation, molecular function: oxidoreductase activity, acting on metal ions.